Microthlaspi erraticum is the source of this 273-nucleotide messenger RNA. NCBI's taxonomy places the organism in Eukaryota, Viridiplantae, Streptophyta, Magnoliopsida, Brassicales, Brassicaceae. The record is from the annotation of a GenBank genome assembly.
AUGAAGUUGACAACAUUAGUUUUCCUUGUGCUUGGGACAAUCAUCCAACUGUCUCCGAGUUUGAUCAGAGCAUGCGAGAUGAAAGACCUUGAGCCAUGCCUCUUACCGAUCAUCGGUGGAAUCCCACCGACUCCACACUGCUGCGGAAAACUGAUAGAUAACAAGGCGUGCAUGUGCGGUUUCAUCAACGACUAUUGGUUGGGUACAGUUUGGAAAAGUCCCAAUGGUCACAAACUUUUCGAUGCUUGUAAAAUUCCAUAUCCUACUUGUUGA